UAUAAACGAAGCUCCUAUCGAAAGAUAAUUACUAAUAAAUAAAAACACAGAGCCGUUCGUUCGUGAGCUCGUCUUGUCUUAAUUUGACAGAUUCGAUUGUACCCACUUCCGACAAAGAUUCCACUUUUUCUCCGAUUGUUAGAUAUCUUAGACCUUGAGCUUCUCCAUUGGUGUUAAUUGAUCAAUUCUUCAAGCUACACAACCAAGAUCUCUCUCUUCUUCUUCUUCUUCUUCUUCUUCUUGUUCUCUUCGUUCCUUGCAGUUUUUGCCUAAAGGGUACACGUUGUCUGUUCCCUCACCUUAUCUCUGACGGAAAAAUCGAAGCUUUCUUGGGUUUUGGAAGAUGGGUAUUGCUCAGUAAUUCGAUUUCGGGAUAGUUCGAUACAAAGUUUGGUUUUUUUUUUGGGCGUUGCUCUCUCAACUUGAGUCCUACAUUCUCUUAAUACGGGUUUCUUGGUCUCGACUUUGAGGUUCCUUGUGUUGAAUUCGUUUGUGAAUUUGCUAGAUAAGAUUAGGAUAUAGUCUCUGUACUUGACAAGUUAAAGCUCUGAGCUUUCGAUAUGAAUUUGGAAUUCCUGCAUUGGAAUGAAGAAGUGGAGUAUCUAAUGUUCAGUUUUGUGUUGAUCUCUUGAUUCUUCAAGACAAGAGAGUAAGAAAUGGAUAUAUGGUUAAUCGCUGCGACUGCUGCUACGGGGUAUAUAGCUAAGCAAUUGCAGAAUGUGACCAAAGGUAGAAGUAGCAUUCUUGAAUCUUCUUCGGAUGAUGUGAAGUCCGAAUCUCCUCCUAGGUGCCUGCUUAGCAGAUUAGUAAGAGGCAAGAAGACUAAUGAAACCAAGCUUGGGGAUGAGAUCAUGAUAUCAGAUUGGGAAAAUCCGGAUGCAUCUACGAGUGGGGGUAAUUUGGGAUAUGACGAUACUAACCAUUCAGAUUCUUUGUUUAGCUUGAUGCCAGAGUUCUCUGAGCUUGAACAUGGGAAUUGGAAUCCCAGUGGUACUCUUGCAGGUGACUCUUCAUUUAGGCAGAGAACAUCCAUUAGGAGAAACCAUCGGUACAGGCGAUUAACCAAACCUUUGAGUUCCCUGGAUAGUUGCUUAAUGUCUCGGUUUCAUAGAGAGCAAAUGACCAUGGAAGAUUACAUGACUAGUCCGUUUCCAUCACCACACGCUUCAGUCUCAAGGCCAUUACUCGUGACUGAUGGUACUCGUGUGAUUAGUAAGAGCACUGCAGAUUCGUUGUGGCUGAGCCAACAUAUUACUCUCGAUGAAGAUCAGGCUACACAUAGUUGCAAAUUCUCCGGAUUGGAGUCUUCGGUUGAGAGAAGUGUAGGAAAUGAGACGAGCAAGAGUAGAAGGCAUGGACUAGGUGAUGCAACAAUGUUGCUACAAAUUGGGAUCUCGAUUGGCAUCAUGUCCUCGUUCAUGGCAAACCAAGCCGAAGUGAGCAAAGUCAAACAAGAGCUGAAGCAAACAGAGAACUUGGUACAUGAUUUAGAAGAUGAGCUCGAGAUGAAAGACUCGUUGAUAGUAAAGGAGAUAGAUAUUGCAAAGGCAGCUGAGAAUUCAGAAUCUAUAAGUAAUAUUGAAGCAGAGCUUGAAGCUGAACUUGAAAGGCUAGAAAUCAACAUGAACUCCUCCAACACUGAGACAAGACUCUCUGAUUUGAUUGAGAUGGAGCCGGAUUGUGAGGUAGAAUUUGCUCAGGGUGAACUGAGAGCUGAUCAGGUUAAAGGGAAGCGUUUAGAUGAACCUGAGUCCAACCAAGACCCAAGUGGUGACUCCACGCCUGACUCAGGAAACUAUGCUGUCUCACCUCGUGAAUUGAGCUUGCGGUUGCAUAAAGUAAUCAAUUCACGUCUUGAGAAACGGAUUGAAGAGCUUGAGUCUGCACUCCAGGAGAGCCAAAGGAAGGUGGAGCAGCUGGUCAUGGAAUCAGAGAGCAAGAAGAAGUCAUGGUCAAGGUUAUGGGAACACCGUGAAGUGAUGACAUAUAAGAGUGACUCGAAAAUCCCAGUUGCUAUAGAGCACACCAAGACUAAUCUUGCGGAGAUCCAACCCCUGGUUAUGAACUUAACUGGAGAAGCACUUGAUGCAUUCAAUGAGUCUUACGACGAACUGAUGAAAAUAAACGAUGACUCGGAAGAUGAUGAUGAUGAUUUACAGUUGGAAAUGCAAGAGAGCGGGAUUCAUCAAGAAGAGUUCUCUUCAACAAACAAAAGUUCACCUUGGAGCCAUCAGAAGGAUGAUUCGAAGGUGCAGGAGCAGGAGCUGCUAGACCUUAUUGGUAUGGAAGACGAAGAAGAAGAAAGUAGCCACUUUGAGAGUGAAAUGGAGAAGCAACUGAUAAAGCAGAUUGUUGAGAAAACAAAACAAGGGUCUCCUGUGGUGUUGAAUGCUCAGAAGAUGCUAUUUCUCAUGGAAGAAACUGAACAUAAGCUGUAACAUAGGCAACAUCAGAGUUCGGAAUUUUUAAAGUCUGAUUAAUGUGUAGACCAUAAGAAAAGUUGAAACAAAGCUCACAUUUUUGUUUUAAAAUUCAAUAGAUACCUUCAGAAACAA
Messenger RNA from Camelina sativa (false flax), 2555 nucleotides. RefSeq lists its product as uncharacterized. The record is from RefSeq and is a predicted model, not a curated record. Gene Ontology annotation, biological process: asymmetric cell division. NCBI's taxonomy places the organism in Eukaryota, Viridiplantae, Streptophyta, Magnoliopsida, Brassicales, Brassicaceae.